CAAUUCGUAGAGAACAGAUUAUCGGAAAUCAGAGAAUUGAGUGGCGUAGAGUGCUGGCGACAUGUACCUGGGAAGUGCAACCCUGCAGAUCUACCAUCUCGAGGUGUUCGGUUGGAAGAUUUAGCUGAUAAUAGUUUAUGGUGGAAUGGUCCAACUUGGCUUCACGAAUCUGAAGAACAUUGGCCUCAAUUCAAGAAUGCAGAGCCUGACGAAGCAGCGGAGAAAGAAAUGAAGUUGAGCGAAAGAUCGUUAGCGACAUCGGACGGUUCUACACACGUGUCAGUAACUCAAGUUCAGAACAGGCGUAUAAAUCUAGAACUAUUAAUCGAUCCAAAAAGAUACAGUUCUUCAUUGAAAUUAUAUCGGGUUACAGCCCUGGUAGUAAGAUUUGUGAAAAUACUCAAACACAAUUGCACGGCGGCAGAUAGUCGACAGCGGAAACGUAUCACAACUGACGAGAUAAAGGAGGCGGAAGUGCUAUGGUUCCAAACCGUUCAGAGAACCAUUAUCGAUGGUAGGAAAUUCUCACAAGUGCAAAGGUCUCUAGGACUUUACAGCGACGAUUCAAAGCUUCUACGUUGUAAAGGAAGAAUAUCUCAAGCGGACAUACCGACCGAAACGAAGAAUCCGAUUAUUCUACCGAACUACCAUCAUUUAACUUCGAUUAUCAUUCGUGAGUGUCAUGAACGAGUGCUUCAUAAUGGGGUGCAAGACACCUUAUGCUGUUUAAGAGAACGAUUCUGGAUUGUCAAAGGUAGACAAACAGUUAAACGUGUGAUUGGGAAGUGCGUAACUUGUCGUAAAUUCGAAGGAAAGGCUUAUACACCGCCAACUCAAGCAGACCUUCCCAAAUUCCGUGUUACUCAAGAUUUUCCAUUUAGUCACGUUGGGGUAGAUUUCGCGGGACCAAUUUACGUAAAAUCGGUUGCUAAAGGGCAAACCGAAAUGACCAAAGCGUAUAUUGCACUUUAUACAUGUGCAAGUACUCGAGCAGUCCAUCUGGAAUUGGUUCCAAACCUGACAGCUGAUGCGUUUAUUCGAUCAUUUAGGAGAUUCAUUAGUCGAAGAGGUAUUCCAAAGUUGAUAUUAUCGGACAAUGCUAAAACAUUUAAAUCCUCAAGCAAUAAAUUGUCAGCAUUACUCGAUUUACCGGAAGUCCAAGAAUUGUUACAGUCCAGACGAGUUGAAUGGAAAUUCAUAGUCGAAAAGGCCCCUUGGUGGGGUGGGUUCUGGGAGCGAAUGGUCAAGUCGUCGAAGCGGUGUUUAAAGAAAACAUUAAAGAAUGCGAGAUUAAGUUACGAUGAACUUAAUACAGUUCUUACGGAAGUAGAAAGUGUACUAAACUCAAGACCUCUGACGUAUGUUGAAUCUGGCGAAAUGGAAGAAGCUUUAACACCUUCUCAUUUAUUAAUGGGAAGACGUUCAAUUUUGAUGUCAAAUUCGAGGUGUGAAAGAGAAACGGUAGACAUGUCUGGAACGGAGUUAACAAAAAGAGCGAAGUAUCUAUGUAGGUUAACUGACAGUUUCUGGAAAAAAUGGCAUAAGGAAUAUCUUCUGAGUCUUAGGGAACAACAUCGUGGCUCGUUGAGCGUGACGAAAGAAACAUAUAUCAACAUUGGUGAUGUAGUUAGUGUGCAUGACGAGAACAGAUCUCGAGCAAAGUGGCGUUUGGCAAGAGUUCAUGAGCUAAUACGUAGUACAGAUGGGAAAAUACGCGCUGCUAUUAUUAGAAUUGCGGGGGACAGCAAGAAAUCAACGUACAUACGGCGCCCCGUUCAGAAACUGUUUCCAUUGGAGCUUAGGAACGAACAUACCCAACAGGAUGAAAAGGAGGAUCGUAGAUCAAGAAGAAAGGCAGCAAUUGUCGGAGAAAUAAAGAGACGUUGUGUUGACAAAUAA
Messenger RNA from Paramuricea clavata, 1899 nucleotides. The record is from the annotation of a GenBank genome assembly. Lineage: Eukaryota; Metazoa; Cnidaria; Anthozoa; Malacalcyonacea; Plexauridae.